Molecule: messenger RNA, 264 nt
Organism: Schistosoma mattheei
Lineage: Eukaryota; Metazoa; Platyhelminthes; Trematoda; Strigeidida; Schistosomatidae
Source: the annotation of a GenBank genome assembly
AUGACUGACAGUAUUACUAGUUUGAUAGGUAGUAUUACGAGUAACCAUACUGUAACAGCAAAUUUAUUCUUUAAAGUAUUGGAAACAGUAAUAAGCAUAGCAAAAUACCUAAAUAUUAUUUAUUUCAAGAAACUAUUUCGAUCAAUUAAAAUCUUGAAAUCGAGAUCUUCAUUCAGAAGUAUCCAUCUGCUGGUGGCUAGUUUUUUAAAAAAAAGAAGGAUUUGUGAAAAGAUCGGUAUACAAACACUAGCAAAACAGAUAUAA